AUGGUCGCCGGAAGGUUCAAGGAGCUAAUAAAAAAGUACGGCAAAGUAGGAUUAGGAGUACACGUCUCGGUAUCGGCGGCCUCGGUCACCGGCCUCUACGUCGCCGUCAAAAGCAACGUCGAUGUGGAAUCGUUGCUCGAAAAAGUUGGCUUGCCUGGCCUCGGCAAGGAGAAGGGUACCGGAAAAAGCUCCGAUAUGCCUCCGGACAAUCUAGAGACUACGAUUGAUCAGACGGUGGAGAAGGAGAGGAACCGAACGGCGGAGCUGGCGGCCUCUAGCGGCGGCGCUCUGGCUCUGGCCGUGCUGAUUAAUAAGGCGCUUUUCCCGGUUAGGGUUCCGAUUACUCUCGCGCUUACGCCCCCGGUGGCGAGGUUUCUUGCAAGGCGCAAUCUUUUCAAGAUGGGUGUAUGA
Striga hermonthica is the source of this 411-nucleotide messenger RNA. The record is from the annotation of a GenBank genome assembly. NCBI's taxonomy places the organism in Eukaryota, Viridiplantae, Streptophyta, Magnoliopsida, Lamiales, Orobanchaceae.